Rotaria sordida is the source of this 651-nucleotide messenger RNA. The record is from the annotation of a GenBank genome assembly. Lineage: Eukaryota; Metazoa; Rotifera; Eurotatoria; Philodinida; Philodinidae.
AUGCUAACACAGACAUGUCUCUUGUUAAUACUUUUAAAUAUAGCUAUCGGGCAAGGUAAUAAUGAAGAAAUCAAACAACCUUUCAAUGCAAUUGAAACAUUUGAUACAGCUAUGCGUGAACAAUGUGCCCGUUACAAUGGCAGAUUACAUAAAGAAUCCAAUCAGACUAAGCUGAAAAGUGAUCAGAGUAGUGCACUUCAGGCUGUAUUUGCUCAAGAUGUACUAUCAGCAUGUGCUCCAAUUUUCAGUCUUAUGCAUCCACAAAUUACUGAACGUCUUACUGUAACCAGUCUAAAUCCACUCAAGGUCAAGGCUCAUGUUUCUGUUCCAGAAACGGGUGAAAAAUUCUCUUUUGAAGGUUUGGUGUGUGACGAUGGAUUCGGUUCAAAUGAAGCUGCAGCUGUAUGUCGCACUCUAGGAUUUUCAGGUAAUGACAACAUGUUCACGUCGGGUCAGACCUGGAUCCAGGGCAGUGUUAUGUGUACAUAUCAGCACGAAGGCACAGGAGCAAAAACAAUGGUACCAUGUCGUUAUUUAGUUGAUGAUCUCACUUGUCCUUACUCUGCCAGUAAUCUUCAAGCUUGCCAAAGCCAACCAUUAUUCGAGAGCAAUUGUGGUUCAAGUGAAGCUGUCCGAGUUUACUGUAAUUAA